GCCCACUGCACGCGGUGUGGAAUGAAACAUUGCAGUGGCGUUUGUUAGACGUGAGUGUGUAGACCUGAAAGUCACACGAGACAAAACAAGUCAGCAUAUCUCCGGAACGAGUAAUUUCAUAAGGGGAACAUUACAUUCGAGGUGAGGUUACCAUCUUCGCCGUAGCUGAUCGUCAUAAGGUGAAAUUGUCGGGAACAAGCUGUGUUCAAACAAAGAGGGCGUGUGAUCUUACAAGACCAGCUGAUUUUAUGUGACCUUUCAAGACAUCAAAAUGACACUCUUGCAGCAUAAAGACUGUCGCGAUUAUGACACAAACCUGGCGGCAGAAUGCCUUGUCGCAAUGUCAAAUUCAUGUUUUAACCCUCGAUCAGACGACACAGCAGCUGUGUCAGUUGAAUGUGAGGAGAGAGUUGCCACAACAACGGACACUUCGAGAAGUCAACCGGAGUCUUUGUUCAUGUUGGCCAGAAUUCUGGCUGAUUUGAGUAAAUUCAAGCAAGACCCAAUUGACAAUGAUUACGAUAGUGACGAACUUUGUAGAAUUAACUCCAGUAAUCAUCACAACACAUUUGACAUUUGUCAGAAUGUUUCCGCGCAGCGUAAACGAGUGCGACGGCGAAGAGCUAACUCGACCACGCCUACUUUGAGUGGAAGUGACUGGGAGGGGAAGAAAGGAGACCAACUUGGCAAAGACAUGUCAGCAGCAGUUAAGAAGCUUCACAAAUGUCACUAUCUGGGAUGUGAGAAAGUGUAUGGCAAAAGUUCCCAUCUCAAGGCCCAUCUUAGAACCCAUACAGGUGAACGACCAUUCCCAUGUACUUGGUAUGGAUGUGAGAAACGCUUUGCCCGAUCUGAUGAACUUGCACGACACAUACGCACUCACACAGGUGAAAAGAAGUUCUCAUGUCCAAUCUGUGAAAAACGCUUUAUGCGUAGUGAUCAUUUGAACAAACAUGCUCGACGCCACCCUGAGUUUGAACCUGGAAUGCUCAAGAAACGACCACAGCCUAAAAUAGAUAUCAACAGUGAUGGAAUAUCUGACCGGUCCAGUCCUGGGGCAUCACCGUAAUUGUCUCCCCCCUCCAAGACAUGAAGCCUCUUAGGAACGGCCAGCAUGGACAAUGUCACUACACUGAGAUCUUACUGUUAGGCUAACCCAUCAGAAAGGGUUGAAAACUUAAACAGUUUCAGAUAACAUGAAGAUGUAACAUCCUUGUCAGAAAGAUCACAUCCAGUCUUUAUGUGUACUUAAUGUGUGUCUGACUAUCAUGAGUCAAUGACUUGGCUGAAGUUGUCCCUAUGUGGAGCCACCUCUCUAUAGUGCUAGCUCGUGUGCUGUGUUCAUCCCACAAAGUGUGCCUUCACACAUCAGCACUGUAUCCUGGUGUAGGUCAUGACUCAAACAUCCAGGGUCUCCUGUAUUGCCAUCACAACACUUUGCAGGCAAAUAUUCAUCAGCUGAUAUCAGUAAACUAGAUUUUGCAUUCAUGGUACCGAGCCUAAAAUAAUCAAAUGAGAUGGAGUUUCACAUAACAUAGGUGUGCAAAUUCAUUGAUUUGAUACCUUAAAAAAGGAGAAGAUUUAUUUUAUACUGAUUCAGCAUCCAGACUCCUGAGAGUUACUUUUAUUUAGUCAUUAGUGUAACAGAAACGUCAACCAGUUGAAGACACUUUGGAAUUUCAUAUAUUUUCAAAUCAAAAAUGUUCAUUUUUCACUUGUUUAUGUUAAUUGUUAUUUUUGAGUCUUCUGAUAACUGUUAUUAAUGUCACAGCGUUUGGAAAAUAACAUAUGAUUGAUAGAAGUUAUGCAUUAUCUUCCAUUCACUUCCUAGGUGGUAGUAACUGCGUUGAGAUGACAGACUGCAAACAUACUGUUGAACUGAUGGUGAAGUUAUGAGUGUAAAGUGUACAUAAGAACCUAUAUCCUAUAUUUGCUUUCAUAUCCUAUGUGUGAUGAUCCAUGUUUGUGAUGAUUUGUGGUGUUUGUUGCAUAUUAUUUGUUGUACAUAUAUCAAAGUUGGCAAACUGCAAGCCUGGUACAAUAUUUCAUACUUUCAACUAGUUUUUACCAGGAAUGGAAUGGCUGAUGGUUUUUUUUGUGAACCAAGGAAAUGGUGCUUUUGAAAUUCAUUGGAUCUGAAUUUGUUUUAAUGAAACAUGAAUGUUCCGUGAAAAAAUGACAUUCAUUAAAAAUAAUUUCUCCUGCUGGGAGUAUUUCAUUCAUUCAUGUGUAAAGGAUGGUUCACUUUUCAUCUUUAUUUGUUGUUACAUGUCUUUCAAAGUAUUCCAACGAAAUCCAAGUGAAAAUGCUGGAGACGCAUAGAAUAACUUACUUGGUCAAAGGGAGGUAACUCCUUUGUUUUGGGAGCAUCCCCCCCAUUUGUUUUCCUUCUCCUGAACUUCAUGCAGUUAUCGUUCAUGAAAAUUAAUUUGCUUUACGUAUGAAUGAUUUUCUGCAAAAUGUAUUUGAAGACUCAAACCAUAAGGUAAGCAUGUGGUGUUCAUGAAAUGUUAAUAUGAUGAAAAAUAGCUUGAGAUAAAUAUAUUGUUUAAAAUGUUAAAGAAUUUAUUUAGAGUUUAUCACAAAGUUGAGACUACUUCCAUGAUUAAGUCUUUCUGUCUUAAAAUGUAUAUAUUGAAGUGUUACAUUGAAGUGGUGUUUUGUUAAAUGUCAACAAUAAAUAUCUUGCACUGAACUAAAUCUAAGGAUGAAGUCAUAGAAUUUGAUGUGUCUUUUUUUCAAGAUAACUUGUGAGUGACCAUAUGUUUCAGUACAGAAGUUUGUAAUUUGUCAGUCAGGGUAGUAGGUGAUAUAUAUGAAUCAUAGGGCCAUAGUUGAAAAAAGAUCUGUUUCCUUAUUCCUUAUCCUAUAUAUUUGAUAAUUCGAGUACAGCCAUUUGAUCCAAGAAAAGGAAAAUAUUUGAUUUAAACAUGAUUGUUGUGUUUGUCAGUCCUUCCAUUAGAAUGAUAAAGAGUGAUUGAGAUUUUGACUCUGAAGAUAAUUAUUGGUGUUGCUCCUUUUCCUAAGGCUGAUUAGACUUAUUUUCAAUUUUGCACUUGCAAUUGUGCACUGAUAACACCUGCUGUUCUGUACAUGUUGAAUUAUCUAUUAUAUUGUUACCAACAGUAUGGCGCUGUGUGUCUGCUAUAGCUGACACAUAUAUACAUGACUAUUGUUGCAUGUCAUGACAUUCCUUCUGAUCUCCAUGUCGACCAUCUGGCACCACUGUCAGGCUGUCGCUUCCAUCUUCUGCAGACAUCUUCACUCCAGCAGAAAGACAUGCAUUCAUCAAGACUCACACAUAUGCAUUCAUCAUAGGACAUAUGUAUCUGAUGCCACAGCUUUCAUACUGUAUAUUUUAGCAGAAACUGAAGUGAUAUUUUCAUUUUAGUUCUUCAUAGUCAUUUUCAAGUAUAUUUUAGACAUCAGUUUUGUCCUCUACUAUUUUCUGUGUAUACUGCUAUUUCUGUUACUUUUCCUCCCCUCAGUACCUACUGUUUAAUUUAUGUUCAUAUUUCUUUCAUUGGGACAGUCUCCCUCAACCUGUAAUCACACAAUUGUUUCAUGAAUAUCCCGAAGCCUAUGCUCCUUGUCUAUGAAAGAUGAUCUUGCCUACAUGUUUACUGACAUUUGUUAAACAACUGACUGGUCCUGUGGCAAUGUGAUUUACACAUCAAAUGCUUUGACAGUGUUUAUUUUAUUUGGACCCAACAGAUAGUUGAAAACAUUAACACUUGUUGAUAACAAAAAUCUCAAUGGAUCUCAAAUAUUGGAAUUUGUGAUUCUUCACAGCUGACUAUCGAAAACUGUUUAUUACACAUCUUUAGAACGGGUAAAUGUUUGCUUUGUUUUAAGUGAAUUCAUCCGCAUUGCUUAUUUUAACGUCCAUAAAAAUUCAUUCCUGAUUUUCAACUUAGUUGAAAUUUCAUAUGCAUGUUUUAUGCCGUCACAAUCUCCAUACAGAUCAUUGUCACUUUUAGUUUUAAUCCAGUCCGAUGUUUCCACCCAUUUCAUUUGCUUGUAUAAUCUGAAUAGUGUUGAUAUUGUAAUUACUGUGUGUAUUUCAGUUUGAGUUGUAUACAGUACUGUACAAGUUUGAUGUUUUAGUUGACAUGGGAAGAUACGUAUGCACUGGACUGUUAGUUCUAGAGCAACCAAGAUAUUGGCUUUAUUGUCCAGUAUAGCAGAUAUGCACUUAUCAGAUUAAUAACAUCAAGGAUUGAUAAGGAAGUACCCAGAUAACCCUUUCAACUCCCAGUGAAAUAUAUUUUAGAGGGAGGUGUAAUACAAAACUUACAAAGCCACAUUUCUGAUGUUUGUAUACUUUUUUGCAGAGUGUGUUAACAAUGUAGGUACAAAGCUUGCUCAUUGUAUUCAUAAGUUAUUGUAUAUGAAAACUUGCCAAAGAAGGAAUCUGUACUCAGUAGCAAGACUAACUUAUUUAUUGCAUGGUUGUAAAUGACAGGCAGUUAUUUCUACAAUUAUUUACCUUGUGAAUAUAAUUUGAUAUCUUUUCAAGCAGUUUGAUAUGCAAGAUAUAUAUUCUGCUGUUAAUAUUUGCUUCAGCAGUUACACUGAUACAGGAAUCUUCAUGUUGGUAAGUUGUCACUUUGAUGGAUUGUGAUUACUACUCAGGAUAUUUAAUUGAAUAUUUAUUGAUAUCUUUCAGUUAAUGAUGAAGAGAUUUGAGCUUUGUCAUUAAUAUAUCUUGGUUCUUACAGAUAGUGUUGAAAGUAUUCGUUUAAUGGUUUAAAUAUUGUGGAAAUAAUCAACCUGAUUCAGUUUGGAGGAAAGAUAACAGUGUGUGCCAGGGAGUCAUGAAUAUUACUAAAGGUUAUGACAAAACAUACAAUGUCAUUUUCAAUUGGUUUCAAACAGACACCUUCGUGUCUCCCCCUGGUAUUGUGUGUAAGUGGACACAUGAGGACAGUUGACCUGUGUCACAGUGCUAGAUAUCUGGGCAGUUGGAUCCCAGUGAAUGGAAGGAGUGUAGUACCUGUCUGUUAAAGGUAAAAUAAACAUUGUAUAUCUACA
Molecule: messenger RNA, 5034 nt
Organism: Haliotis rubra (blacklip abalone)
Lineage: Eukaryota; Metazoa; Mollusca; Gastropoda; Lepetellida; Haliotidae
Product: Krueppel-like factor 13
Exons: 3
Coding region: 272-1069 (265 amino acids)
Biological process (GO): regulation of transcription by RNA polymerase II
Molecular function (GO): DNA-binding transcription factor activity, RNA polymerase II-specific; RNA polymerase II cis-regulatory region sequence-specific DNA binding
Source: RefSeq, a predicted model, not a curated record